CUGGGGUUGAUGUCGUCACGGUGUCUUCUUAGAACGCCACCCUGGGUAUAAAAUACCAGAGCAGGUAACUUUUACACUUCCCCAGUGCACGCACUACAGAGAGAAUCGGGCAGCCCGUCCGAAAUACAUGUUGGUUCAAAAUGGGACUCCUACAAAGCCUCCUUCACAUCACCAACUUCAAAAACCCCUUUUUGCGGACUCUGGUGCCGAGCGUUGGCCUCGUCUUUGCACUGCAGCUUGGCGUCGCUGGCCCCAGCAUUGCGCUGCAAUCGGAUCGUUUCUAUGAUGUCUCGGGCUCCCUCACGUACUUGGCAGCCACCGCGCUGAGCCUAUACCUCCCGGCCCUCCGCGCGCGCGCCGCCGCCUCCCUCGCCGGAGCCCCCAAGCCCGAGUUCCCGAGUCUGCUGGCCGCCCUCGGCGGCUCGGGCCCGCCCAGCGUCAUGAACUGGCGCCAGGUCGCCCUGAGCGCCGCCAUCGGCAUGUGGGCCACCCGCCUGGGCUCGUACCUGUUCCAACGCAUCCUCAAGGAGGGCAAGGACUCCCGCUUCGACGUCAUCAAGAAGAAUCCGCGCCGGUUCGUGUUCGCCUUUGUCGCCCAGGCUGUGUGGGUCACGCUGUGCUCGCUGCCCGUCCUCGCCGUGAACUCUGUCCCCGCCGCCGCCCUCGCCGCCGCCGCGCGCUCCUCCGCCUUCGGGGUCCGCGUCACUGACGUGCUCGGACUUGGACUGUUUGCCCUUGGUUUCGGAUUCGAGGUCGUCGCCGACCGCCAGAAGUCGCGCUGGUUAGAGGAGAAACACAACAAGGUUCAUGACGAGGCUUUCAUGACACGCGGUCUGUGGUCCAAGAGCCAAUAUCCCAACUAUUUUGGCGAGAUCACCCUGUGGACUGGCAUCGCCACGGCGGCCGCUGGAGUUCUGCGCGCACCGGCGACGCAGGCGGCCACAGGCUUGGGUGGAGGGAUCGGCGGUGUGAUGGCGACGACUGCUAUGUCGGCUAUUAGCCCUGCCUUUUCGUACUUCAUCCUGACAAGGCUUUCGGGUAUCCCACUCAGCGAGCGCAAGUACAACAAGCUAUACGGUGAUCGGAAGGACUACCAGGAGUGGAAGGCAAACACACCAAGGCUGAUCCCCAAAAUCGUGUAGCCUCGACUUGCAGAUGGGAGAUGGCAAAUAAACGUGCAUUUUGUGUGCUAGUUGGGCAGAAUGGUAGUAGUAUUUUGGUAUAAUACGACAGCAUUAACUUACAGCCUACCCACGGAUGUUUUUUUUACCGUUAUCCUACUAAAAUCUUUUACAUUACUUACCUUUUGAAUAAUGCCUUUAAAGUUAAAAACUCGAUAAAAAUUAUUUCCG
Gaeumannomyces tritici R3-111a-1 is the source of this 1352-nucleotide messenger RNA. RefSeq lists its product as hypothetical. The record is from RefSeq and is a predicted model, not a curated record. NCBI's taxonomy places the organism in Eukaryota, Fungi, Ascomycota, Sordariomycetes, Magnaporthales, Magnaporthaceae. Gene Ontology annotation, molecular function: oxidoreductase activity, acting on the CH-CH group of donors. The transcript has 3 exons. Gene Ontology annotation, cellular component: membrane. Gene Ontology annotation, biological process: lipid metabolic process. Bases 141 to 1142 code for a protein of 333 amino acids.